CUGUAACACACUUUCACCAUGGCUGUCACAGCACAGACGUUGUAGCUCUGUAGACUUGUCUCUUUUGUAUUUCAGCUGAAGUGCUGUGUGUUAGCAGCUAUUUUGUACACUUUCAGUAAGCUGUCUUGCCAUUGAGGGAGAGCAGGAGGCAGUGGUUGCAGCCAUUGUUUUGCCACCAAUGAGAGAAUAUGCAAUGUGAUGUCAGAUAAGCGUCAGCGAGCCAGAGUCCAGGGCUCUUGGGCCAAACAACUGCCAAAACACUUAGGACCAGCAGGUGCAGUCUCAAACAACCAACCACCCAAAAAUGUCAACCAAGGCCCUAGCUCAUGGGGAUGUGGGCCACAGAAAGCACCUAACACAUUUGAGUUUCAGCCCACCAAGCCAGUUAGAGAUGUUCCACCAGAGAAGGUGAUAGAACAAGCAGGUGAUCAUGAGAUCAGCCAUGGACCAUCAGGAGUGUCCAGACUGCGGCUGCUGCCUGGGUUUCUUCCCCCAGAGCAGGCGGACUGGAUGUUCAGUAAGCUGUUAGCAGAGCUUCCCUGGUCCCAGAAGACCAACUACAGACAGGGUGAGGCGUACGAUGAGCCCAGGCUGACUUGCUGGUACGGAGAGUUGCCCUACACGUAUGCUCGCUCCACCAUGGCUGCUAACACACAGUGGCAUCCAUUGCUGUUAACCCUUCGUGAAGCAGUGGAGCAGGCGAGCGGCUGCAGCUUCAACUCACUGCUGUGUAACCUGUAUCGGGAUGGCCAUGACAGCAUCGGCUGGCACAGUGACGACGAGGCCUCUUUGGGUAACAAGCCCACAAUCGCCUCCCUCAGUCUGGGUGACACCAGAGUGUUCAGCCUCCGCAAGCAGCCUCCACCGGAGGAGAAUGGUGACUUCACUUACGUGGAGCGGAUUCGGGUUCCUCUGGGUCACGGGACACUUCUGCUGAUGGACGGAGCUACACAAGAUGAUUGGCAGCAUCAAGUGGCUAAAGAGUACCAUGACAGAGGCCCACGCAUCAACUUGACCUUCAGAAAUAUCUACUCAGAGCCGGAGGGCCACAGACCAGGAACCAAGCUGCGAUUUACAUCCAAGCAACCGUAAACUCCCCUCAGUGUCAGGUACCUAAAUCUGAGGAAACAGUGUGUUCAAAUACUGAGCCACACAGUGUUAGAUCUGAUGGCUGGAGCGCAAGCAAUGGAGAGAUUUCAUCCUCCUUCUCAGUGAGCUCGUGAGCAAUUUUUGAAACAAGUCUUGCAAACACAUUACUGAGUUACAGUAUGAAUAAUAGCUUUCUCCAACACUUAGGGAGAUUUUCAAGUCUGCCUGAAUUCACCUGUUCGGUAAUUGAACCAUAAUAACACUGCAGUCGUGACCAGUGGUGAUUAUCAGAUAUCAGUGUUUUCAGAGAAGCUAAACAGAAGAAUGAGUAACAAUGAGGAUUUAAAGGCUGGAUAUAAUGUCAGCUCUGCAUAUUAUUUUGACUUUAUUUAUUUAUUUAGCACAGACCGUUUCUGUUUGUUUGUCGGUACUUUGAUAAAAUCUCUCGUUCAUAUGCUAAAAAUUCAUUUCGACCCAAAUGACUUGUCAUGAAAAGUGUCUCUGUGAUAGACCCAGUGACUGUACAGCGAGUCACUGUCGAUGUGACUUUUGGUGAAAUGCCUUAAAAUGUAAACGGUUUCCUGCCUUGUUUUUCUUGGAGAGCUUUUUUGGAGAGUUGCUAUUAAAAGGGAAGGAACAAGUAAAGUGGCCACUUAGGCCAAUUACAUCUCCAUCAGGACUGGAAUUAGUUAAUUGUGCUGUUGAACAAGAUUCGUCUGAUCAGUCUCUCAAAGAAGUCGUUCAGGUUUUUUAAAACCUCUAAUAUAUCCUCAACCAGAGUCGUUACAGUUCAUCUUAGACGUGCUCACGCAAGUCUCUUUGGAUAGAAAAUGCACAAGUCAAUGUAGUAGCAGCUGAAUAACAACUUACACUGUGUAUUUAAAGUGUACUUGAGGACAGGAAACUGUACAAACACCAGCCAAACAACGCAAAUUACUUGCAUACACAUUUUAAUUUUCAAGUUCUUUUUGAAAUGUUUUGUUGAUUGUUUACACUAAAAUUUGGUGUUGAUGUAAAGACAUCACAAUGCAAUAUUAUAUUAUAUAUAUAUUAUAAAAUAAUAACUUUAUGGUUUCUAAAUAUGACUCCUGGGAAAGUUCCAUGUAGAUUCCAUUUAAACACAAAGUUAGUAAUAUUGCAACAAGAGUCACAGUUUUGGCACUGUGCCUGAUCACCGGAGCUUCUUUUCUGGGAAACAACUUUGGGUCCUGUUCCAACAUGACAAUUAAGGAAAGUCUAAGUGUCUAAAGGACGUGUAUACAUUACUUUAACCACCUACAUGAUGGGAUAGUAUGUUUACUUUGUUACACUAAAGAGAUACAAGAGGUGUUCUUGAUUGCCGUGGUUGUGAAAUAAACACUUAAUUUGCUGAAUUCUCUUCUGUUGUGUCAUAUGUUCCAUAAAACAUUUUUUUGUCAACUAAGCAAAACAAACUUUAUUUAAUACAUAAAUGGAAUUUAAACCCUUUAUUUUUAGAAGCUUUAAGACUCUAAAUUGGGCACGCUGACAGCAAGUUUAAACAAAAUAUCACCUUGUGAUGGGAAGUUUGUCAUGAAAAUAAACUGUGGUCUGUGCACAAUGUUUGCAAAAUACAGAGAGGAAUGAAAGGUUCUGUCCAGGAUCUCUGAGACAAGAAAAGUUAUGCAACCAUUGUUGUAACUACACCCAAAAGAUGUGAUAAGGCUGUUUGUUGGAAAACAAGUCUUGAUCAGUUCAUAUUGUGGGUAUAUUAAAUCGUGUUACAGGGCAGUCGGUAAGUAUUAGGAUAUUUGCUAAAGCCCCUUUCCCACUGCACAAAAAAGCACUAACACUUGCUAACAUCUGGCUUUUUAAUGCAGUGGGAAAGGUUUUAAUCGGCAUUCACACACAGGUCAAAUAACACUGCAGUAGUCAUGGGUAUUUAUCACCUCUGGCUCUGAUUGGCAUUGAUGGGAACACAAACCUGGGUGAAUGUGCUAAUUUUAUCUCCUUUACCACAAAACACCGUCCAUAUCCGCCCAAGCAGCGCUCACACACUCCGUACACUGCAACUAACUGCACCCCCUGAAGAAAUAUUAUCAUAUUUUUGGGAAAAUGAAAGAGUGAUUCCAGAGAGAAGCAGACAGAGGGGUCUACAGUCUGUGUUUGAAGGAUAUAUCCAGGAUGUCAAACUGACUCAGCAGCAACAACAGGUUAAAAAGACAAAGAUAGUUAGAAGCUAAAGCCGAACUAUAGGCUACAGAUCACAGUGUAAAAGUGAACCACCACAUCA
Messenger RNA from Epinephelus moara (kelp grouper), 3340 nucleotides. RefSeq names its product alkB homolog 3, alpha-ketoglutarate dependent dioxygenase (gene alkbh3). Gene Ontology annotation, cellular component: nucleus. The transcript has 11 exons. Gene Ontology annotation, biological process: DNA repair; DNA alkylation repair. The record is from RefSeq and is a predicted model, not a curated record. Bases 199 to 1092 code for a protein of 297 amino acids. NCBI's taxonomy places the organism in Eukaryota, Metazoa, Chordata, Actinopteri, Perciformes, Serranidae. Gene Ontology annotation, molecular function: dioxygenase activity.